Messenger RNA from Lichtheimia ornata, 1506 nucleotides. RefSeq lists its product as uncharacterized. The record is from RefSeq and is a predicted model, not a curated record. The transcript has 2 exons. Bases 1 to 1506 code for a protein of 501 amino acids. Gene Ontology annotation, cellular component: meiotic nuclear membrane microtubule tethering complex; nuclear envelope. Gene Ontology annotation, biological process: nuclear envelope organization. NCBI's taxonomy places the organism in Eukaryota, Fungi, Mucoromycota, Mucoromycetes, Mucorales, Lichtheimiaceae. Gene Ontology annotation, molecular function: protein-membrane adaptor activity.
AUGUCUUCUCAUAUCUCAGGCGGCCUCCCAGCAGGAUCCCCACCAGGCUCACCCGCAAUGUCUCCACCAGGCUCCCCACAGCAAGGAAAUCGAGAACUAGAAGCUUGGUUGUAUACCAUCAUUCUGCUAGGAGCUAUCGAAUUUCUAUUGCUCUUUAUUCAGGAAAAGUGUCGGGUCUUAAUCAAUUUCAUUGAGGAUGUUGAUGAUGAUGCAUAUAUGCUGCACCAGCAACAACAACAACAACAGCAACAACAGCAAGAAGAAGAAAUACCUCUAACGGCGAAGAUUUUGAAAACUUUGAAGAUACAAAUGAAGGCUACGCUAUUGCUUACUCUUUUCAUAUUCAAGGAGAUCGUAUUCAGCUUUUUUGCUUAUAUCGACUUGUUCUUUACCUCGCACCUUGAGAACUUUGGAGCGUUCGUCCUAAGGAAACUUGGUUAUUUUCGAGAUGUCGACUACGUCAAUCCACAAAGAAUGUUCUUGAUUCGUGGCACAGAGACAAUGAGAGGCCGAGCCAGGGUGACCAUUCGGAGAACGGCAGCAUGGUUUGCAUUUGCCUUGUUGAUACCUUUUGUGCACGAGAGCAUGAUGAAUAUGGCAGAAACAAACUUGGAAAUAACGCACACCAACAUCGUAUCAUCCUUUGAGCACAUGUGGCACCCAAAGAAACCCAAGGCAAUCGAGUGGGAAGCAGGCAUGGAAAAAACGACGUUUAGCGAUAACACCACAUCAAGGUCACCCUUCUCAACACCAUCGUCGUUCGACGAUUACGAGGCUUUCAAGGCAACGGAACCAUGUCCUUAUGGAUUUUUCUCUUCAAUGUUGCCAAAAUGGUUAUGGAUGUUCAAUCCCAAUACCGUUCUCUGUAAAUCAUGUCGGCGUUUUAUAGCGAUGGGUGGAUGCGACCAAAGCAAGGAUACCUUGCAUGACUUUGCAUUGGCAACACUUGGAUCUCGCGUGCUAACGGAGCUUACAUCACCGACCUUUGGUGAUGAAAAUGACAAGGGGUGGGUUUCCACAUUGAUCAAGAAGAAACAACAAGAUGUUAUCAAUCAACGAUCUACCUCCAGCCCUCUUGUUGCUCUAUUGCCAUGGACAAGUCCUGGUGAAUGUUGGCCUAUGGCUGGCAAACAUGGAUCACUCGGUGUGGAAUUAAGCUAUCCCGUGGCAGUGAAAGCAAUCUCGGUUGACUACUUAGGUCAGCACCAAGCCGUUGCCAUGGGCAGUGCACCAGGGGAUUUUGAAGUAUGGGGAUUGAGAAAAUACAAUGAGGAGCGCUCCUGGAAGUAUCCUUGGGAUUCCUUAGCAUCUGUGGUGGACAAUGAUGUUAUCUACCUUGGUAGAUUCAUGUACGACAUCACAAAGAGUCUUUCGGUGCAAACUUUUGAGCUCAAGCACGCCUCACCUCCUAUCAAGGCUGUAGUGUUUCGUUUUCUCAGUAAUUGGGGCCAAGAUGAUUAUACAUGCAUCUACCGCGUUCGUGUUCAUGGCGAUAAAGUAGCUUAA